AUGGCGGAGAAAAGACAAGAAGAGGCCGACUUCUAUGCCAACAUUGAAGAUCCCCAGCGCGUUAUAAACAUGCUUGAAAUAUACCUCAAAACUGCCAGAGAACAAGGAGACAGGGUAAUAGACCUAGACGUAUACUGUAUUCUUGGCAACGCCUACCACAGAGUUGGAGAUUUCCAGAAAUCCAUAGAGUACCAUGAACUACACCUCAAAAAAUCCACUGAAGUGGGGGACAAAGCAAAAGAAGGAAGAGCGUACGGUGAACUUGGCAACGCCUAUGACAGUCUUGGAAAUUUCCACAAAGCCAUAGAAUACCAUGAGCAACACCUAAAAAUAUCCAGAGAAGUGGGAGACAGGGCAGGAGAAGGAAUAGCGUACGGUUAUCUUGGCAACGCCUAUCAGGGUCUUGGAGAUUUCCAGAAAGCCAUAGAGUACCAUGAAAGAGACCUCCAAAUUUCCAAAGAAGUAAUAGACAGGGAAGGAGAAGGAAUAGCGUACUGUAAUCUUGGCAACGACUAUCACAGUCUUGGAGAUUUACGGAAAGCCAUAGAGUGCCAUGAACAACACCUCAAAAUUUCGAAACAAGUGAGAGACAGGGCAGGAGAAGGAAAAGCGUACGGUAAUCUUGGCAACGCCUAUUACAGUCUUGGAGAUUUCCAGAAAGCCAUAGAGUACCAUGAACGACACCUCAAAAUUUCGAAAGAAGUGGGAGACAGGGCGGGAGAAGGAAAAGCGUACGGUAAUCUUGGCAACGCCUAUAGCAGUCUUGGAGAAUUACAGAAAGCUAUAGGCCACUAUGAACGAGUACUCAACAUUUUGAAAGAUGUGGGAGACAGGGCAGGAGAAGGAAGAGCGUACGGUAGUCUUGGCAAGAUCUAUUGCAGCCUUGGAGAUUUCCAAAAAGCUAUAGAGUACUCUAAACGAGGACUCGAAAUUUCGAAAGAAGUGGGAGACAGGGCAGGAGAAGGAAGAGCGUACAGUGAUCUUGGUAACGCCUUCGACCAUCUUGCAGAUUUCCAGAAAGCUAUAGAGCACCAUGAACGAGGACUCGAAAUUUCGAAAGAAGUGGGAGACAGGGCAGGAGAAGGAGGAGCGUACUGUGGUCUUGGCAACGCCUAUGACAGUCUUAAAGAUUUUCAGAAAGCUAUAGAGUACCAUAAACGAGCACUCGAAAUUUUGAAAGAAGUGGGAGACAGGGCAGGAGAAGGAGGAACGUACGGUGGUCUUGGAAACGCCUAUUACAGUCUUGGAGAUUUCCAGAAAGCCAUAGAGUACUUUGAACGACACCUCAAUAUUUCGAAAGAAGUGGGAGGCAAGGCAGGAGAAGGAGGAGCGUACGGUAAUCUUGGCAACGCCUAUUACAGUCUUGGUGAUUUCCAGAAGGCCAUAGAGUACUAUAAACGACACCUCAAAAUUUUGAAGGAAGUAGGAGACAGGGCAGGAGAGGGAGGAGCGUACGGUAAUCUUGGCAACGCCUAUCACGGUCUUGGAGAUUUCAAUGAAGCUGUUCAUUAUUAUAAGAAGAGUGUUUUAGCCUUCGACCACAUCAGAGGAAAUCUCAUAUCUAAUGACGAAUGGAAGAUUAGCCUUAAAGAUACGUAUGAUCAUGUUAAUUCGAGGCUGUGGGAGCUGCAGUUUAAGGAAGGUAAAGUCGUGGAGGCACUUUUAACUGCUGAUCAAGGACGUGCACAAGCUUUAGGUGAUCUUCUGGAGUCCAAGUAUGGCCUUAAAGGGCUACGCCCAGAAAUAGGAACACUUUCCGCAAGACCAAAUGACUUUCUUAGUUACUUGCCACCUAAUACAGCUUUCAUGGGUAUCAGUGAGAGAGGAAUAGUUCUCUGGAUGAACGAGAAAGGAAAAGAAAUCAAAGCUAGAAGAACUGAGAUCGAUAUCUCAGACACAACCUAUUUUCAGUCUCUAUUGGAGACCACCCGGAAAGAAAUAGGUGUGAGAGCUGAUGUUAGUUGUGAAGAUCGCUCAUUAGGAAACCCAAGCGAUAAAAAGUUAGCAGAAGAAAGAUUCAGUAAGCCAAGGUCUCAUUCCUCGUAUUUUGAGGCAAAGUCAUUGCAAACAUUAUACAGUGUUGUUAUAGACCCUAUAAGAGACUUACUCCAGGGCAAUGAAGUUGUGGUCGUUCCACAAGGACCACUGUGUUUGGUGCCUUAUGCUGCUUUCGUGGACUUGGAAUCUAAAUACCUCUGUGAAACGUUUAGAAUUCGUCUGCUUCCCUCACUUUCUACCCUGCAGUUGAUCCAAAAUUGUUCAGCAGAUUGGCACAGCAAGACUGGCGCCCUUCUCGUCGGCGAUCCGUGGGUACAGGAGGUAACGACGCUAGAGCAGUUGGAGUGGGCCGAAAAAGAAGUGCAGAUGAUUGGGGAAAUACUUCAAACUGAGCCGCUCAUUGGAAAGCAGGCAACAAAAGAUGAAGUCUUGAGACGUAUUUCCUCGGUUGCUUUGGUGCACAUUGCUGCUCACGGUAAAAUGGAAACAGGGGAAAUUGCCUUGGCCCCAAACACAACACGUUCAUCCGUGAAUCCAGCCAGGGACGACUAUCUCUUAACUAUGAAAGAUGUUUUAAACGCUCAGAUUAGGGCAAGGCUUGUGGUGCUUAGUUGCUGUCAUAGCGCCAGGGGAGAAGUCAAAUCUGAGGGUGUGGUCGGCAUCGCACGUGCUUUUUUGGGUGCCGGUGCUCGUUCUGUUCUGGUGUCCCUGUGGACGAUUGACGACGAGGCGACUAUGGAGUUCAUGAAAUUUUUCUACCGACAAUUAGUCGAUGGAGGAAGUGCCAGUGAGGCUCUGAAUGAAGCUAUGAAAUCCAUGAGAAAAUCUGACCACUUUAGUGCUGUGAAGUACUGGGCGCCAUUUGUUCUCAUUGGUGACGACGUAACGCUUGAGUUUGAGAGCAUCAAAUAA
Molecule: messenger RNA, 2910 nt
Organism: Porites lobata
Lineage: Eukaryota; Metazoa; Cnidaria; Anthozoa; Scleractinia; Poritidae
Source: the annotation of a GenBank genome assembly